AUGCUAGGGCAGUAUCCAAACUCCUUGGCCGUCAAUGCUAUUACUUCUGGAGGACAAGAUGCAUAUUGUCUGCGCUCAGGCGGAGUUCAAGUCCUAAAGGGCCUUCAGAGGAAGAGAGAUGUAGGUCCUUCAAGGAGAAAGGGUUGUAACAGGAAGAAUCCAGCUGACUUUCCAGUAAGGAGCCAUUGCCCUUAUAAAGGGCAGGGAAUCCUUAAGGGGGUGACCGCAUGGGGUCAGGAGGAGCCCGGUGGGGCUGGCCCAGGGAGGAUUCAUCGGCCCCGCUACGUGUUCUGCAGCCCUACUGUGUGUCUCGGGACUGGCGCCCAAAGGCCGGCUGCCCACUGGGCGCACGUAGCCCGCGAGGUAACUGGCGCACGGAACAAGUCGGCCUGCUCUCCCGAAACCGUCCUUAGCCAGCCGGGGCAAGCCCGCUCCUCCCGGCGCGCCAGCCAGCCGUCUCUCGGCACUUGGAGUUCCCUGUCCGGCCGGCGGUGGGCGCGCGCCCCACGAGGCCCGAGCCCGCUGCCGUGUGCAGAGCGGGCCGGCCCCGCCGAGCCUUGGGGUCCCGCGGCCUCGGCGCCCACACGCCCCCAGCUCCGUGCACGCAGCCUGCAGAGGUUGGUGCGGCUAGUGCACUCGGGGUCGAGACCGGCCCACCCGCCGGCAGUACGGCGGGCCUGGCCGCACGCCGGGACCCCGCCGCGGAGGGGGAUGGGGAGGGAGGAGAGACUGGAGGAGUUGGAGACAGACACAGCCUCGGCGAGCACAGUUACGGCUGGAGACAGACGGCGGCGGGAGGCGGAACACUCCCCCCCUCCGGCGACGGGAGGCGGGACACCUCCCUCGGCGGCUGCCGCACCGUCUCCCUCCUCCCCCGCCCCCCCUCCCGGAGGCUGCGGGCCGGGCCCGGCGGGACAGGCAGGCGAGUGCGGCUGGCCCUGCCCGCCCCGCGCGCCGCCGCGGCCGGCCGGGGAUCCCCUGCGAGCCGGGGAGGAGCCGCCGCCGCCGCCGCCAGACAGGCUGCGAGUCCCUGGGAAAACCCGGCGCACCGCGCCGCGCUCCCCGCCGACCCGCUGCGCGCCCCCCGCCGCGGCGGCCCCGCAUCCCGCGCCCCUCCCCCGCGGCCAGCAGGGCCGGUGGCCCCGCGGGCCGCACUGCAGGCGGUACCCCGCCUCCGCUCCGGAGGGACGGCCGCAGGGGGCGGAGGACGCGGGGACAGGACGCUCCGGGAACGGGACGUCCGCUAGCCUGCGCCGUCGGCGGGGCCCGGAGGGAGCUGCCCAGCCCCGUGAGUCCUCCCCAGACCGGCGAGUCCCCCGGAGACGAGUUCUCGAGCAGUUCAAGCUCUAUAUUUGUAACAUCACACCGUUGUCUCCUGAUUGGACCAUUUUCAAGAACUCACAUCAGUUUUCAUACAGCUUAAAAGCAAGGGGAGAGGCGAAGCAGAGAGCAGCAGAUCAGACCAUACUGAGCUCCCUUAGAGCGGCUGAGACCCGUGGAGGAUGCUGGCUGUCAAGUGCUGAGGAGGGCCUCACUCUAAGGUGGGAAAGCAGGUGUCAGCGGGACAGCUUCCUCUGCUCCUGGGCUCACCAUGGCCUUCACUCUUUGGCUGGACGGCUGACGUGACUGUGUGCCCCAAGCGUGCACGCUGCUGGACUGGGUGCUGUCCCAGGUACUGCCUGCUCUCAGGGUCUGGGAGCAGGGCAGGUGGGCAUCAGAUGCUACCAAAAGCCGGACGGGGCAGAGCGAUGGACUCCGACAAGCUAAGAUGGAAGUGACCUGAGGCCUCGCCCAGGCGGUUUCCUCUUGACAGGAUAGCUUAAGAGUUGGAGCACAGGCUUGUCUGGGGAGCAGUAUGCAGGAAACUGAUUAUCAGGCCACAAAUGCUUUCACAGGUGAGAAUCCUCCACACUUAAAACUUUGUUUCAACUCUUAGUUGGUAGGUAAUAAAAUACCAAACAACUCUAUAAAAUGAGUGUGCAUUUGCAUUUAUGAACUGAAGGCCAAACAGAGUCAAGGGGCUCAGGCUGCCAUGGUAACUGAUUUUGA
Messenger RNA from Odobenus rosmarus divergens (Pacific walrus), 2049 nucleotides. RefSeq lists its product as uncharacterized. The transcript is spliced from 5 exons. Bases 1 to 1626 code for a protein of 541 amino acids. The record is from RefSeq and is a predicted model, not a curated record. NCBI's taxonomy places the organism in Eukaryota, Metazoa, Chordata, Mammalia, Carnivora, Odobenidae.